AUGAUCCGGUCUACGAGGAUAUUCAUCUUCCUCGGCCUCGCCUGUUUCCUCUUUACCCUCCACCUGUUCUACUCUGAGCACCAUCGCCAGCAGCCAACACAGCGUAGCUUCACCGACGAUGUCGAGCCGGUCAACUACAUCGGUGGAGGACGUGCCACUGCCGCUGCGGCUGCCGCCCGUGCCGCCGAGGAGCCCGCGUCGCUGUAUGACAACCUCGAGCUCGAGCAGGAGUACUUCACGACCGACUCGCGCAGCCAACCGCAACAUCCCCUGAAGUCGCCAAACCAGGACUUCCACUACGAGGGCGUCUCGAUCGACGAGAAGGGACUGAUGGCGUUCGACCCCGCGCUGCAUGACAAGCACCCGGUCGAGCUCCUGAUUGAGCGCGGUCGCGCGCAAGCCAAGGCGAUCGACGAGCGCAUCGCGAGCGUCAAGACCCUCGAGGACGCUGUCGCCGACUACGAGAAGGCCUGGGGCAUGAAGCCGCCAAAGGGCUUUGACAACUGGUUCAAGUUUACCCAGGAGACCGGCAGUGUCUCCGUCCCGUCCAUGUUCCCCCUCGCGCACCGUCCGUUUCAGCAGUUCCUCUCACUCACACCCAAGGAGAUCAAGGACCGCAUCGAGGUCGGCGCCAACAAGAAGGGUCCCCUCUGGACGUUUACGUUCGUGCCGGACGGACAGGGCGACGAAGGCACGCAGACCGACGAGGACGGCACCUGGGAACCGGAGGACUGGCACACGCGUGGCCGUGGACGCGUCAAGCCCAGCAACACGCUCACUCUGAUCCUGCCUAUCCUGGCCAAGCUCCCCGAGGAGUUCUUCACGCAGGACCCGCCAGUGACUAUGCUGUUCAACAACGAGGACGGCCCCGCCGGACGCAUUCACCAGAAGGUCCAGGAACGCGGCGAGACGCUCGGUCGUGCCGGCAAGCACUGGCCUGAGACGCAGCUCAAGGCGGCCGAGCAGGCCAUGCGGUGGACGGCGGGCUGGCACUGGACGUGUCCUGACGGCUCCCCUCUGCGCGAAUCUGCCGCCGACAAGGUGCUGAACGACGAGGGCGGAUCCGACUCAUCGAGCCAGCUGAAGACGUUUGUCGCCGACUUUUACAAGUCAACCGACAUCUGCUACAACCCCGAGAUCCGUGAACUGCACGCCAGUGCCAUCGCCGACUACCGCAUGCCGGCGAACCCGCUCGUGCCGCAGAUUAGUGUCUGCCGCAUGAUGCGGAACAAUGACAUUGUCGGCGUCCCGCUCGACGCCGUGUACCAGAACCCGCCGUUCGUUCCCUGGGCCCAGAAGUCGAACGACAAGGUGCUCUGGCGCGGCUCGCCAACGGGUAUCUUCCACAACAAGCAGAUGCCGUGGCGGCAGGCGCAGCGUGAGCGCCUCCACUUCCUGGCGAACAACAAGAGCGACGCGGCCGUGCCCGUGCUCGUGUCCGGCCUCGAGGGCUUGCGCGUGAAGGAGUUCCCCGUGAACCAGAUGAACGAGGCGUGGUUCGACAUUGGUCUCUUUGGCGGCCCCGCCCAGUGCUCGCACGAAGACGGGAGCUGCGCGGAGAUGGACGCCGAGUUCGAGUGGCGCCCAAGUGUGCGCGGCAACCAAGCGCUCGAGUACAAGUACGUCGUGGACGUGGACGGCAAUGGGUGGAGCAGUCGUUUCCGGCGCCUGCUGAAGAGCAACCACGUCGUGCUGAAGAGCACGCUGUUCCCCGAAUGGUUCAACGACCUCCUCGUCCCGUGGUACCACUAUGUGCCGAUCCGCUUCGACUAUGGGGACCUCUACGACGUCAUGGCGUUCUUCAAGGGCGCGCCCGAUGGGAGCACGAAGGGGAGGGAUGACUUGGCUGAGGAGAUUGCGAAGAAUGCGCACACGUUCGUCGACUCGCACUGGCGCGUGCCGGACAUGGAGAGCUUCAUGAUGCUGGUUAUGUUGGAGUACUGGCGUCUCGUGUCGGAUGACAGGAAGGCCAUGUCGUACCCGUAA
Molecule: messenger RNA, 1986 nt
Organism: Trichosporon asahii var. asahii CBS 2479
Lineage: Eukaryota; Fungi; Basidiomycota; Tremellomycetes; Trichosporonales; Trichosporonaceae
Exons: 3
Coding region: 1-1986 (661 amino acids)
Biological process (GO): methylation
Molecular function (GO): methyltransferase activity; nucleic acid binding
Source: RefSeq, a predicted model, not a curated record